Messenger RNA from Micromonas pusilla CCMP1545, 1074 nucleotides. RefSeq lists its product as uncharacterized. The record is from RefSeq and is a predicted model, not a curated record. The transcript has 2 exons. Bases 1 to 1074 code for a protein of 357 amino acids. Lineage: Eukaryota; Viridiplantae; Chlorophyta; Mamiellophyceae; Mamiellales; Mamiellaceae.
AUGGCGCGCUUCCACCGAGCGACGUCCCUCCUCGGGCUCUUCCUCCUCGCGCUGUUCGUGCAGACCCCGUCCAGCGCGGACGCGGCGCGCACGCUCAAAGGGAGCGUCGGCAAGAGGGACAAGGGCGCGAUCGAGAUCAACCAGGCGCGUCGCCGCCAGGACGGGUACAGCUGGAACGCGGUCACGAACACUUGGAGCGCGUCGAAAUCGAAGGCGUCCUCGCACGCCGCGCCGAGGAUCGCCGCGCAUCACGACUACCUCCAUCGCACCGUGCACGGAUACGUCGACGGGUUCGCGCCGAAGGCGCGUCACUGGUUCCCACACGACCCCAUCGGCGCGGUGAACGCCGAUCCUCGAGGACUUCGCCGAUCCUCGCGUCUCUCUCCGCGCGCCUCUCGGUUUCGAUCCCGAAAGACGCGCCUCGACGCCUCACGACUCCUCCCAUAUCUGACGCCUUUGAACUCCACCCCGACGUCGCUUCGUAUGGGCAAACACCCUCAGGAGUACUCCCCCUUCGUCGCGGCGGUGCUCACGUACACGCUCAUCUUCCUCCCUUUUUGUCUCGCGGCGGCGUUGUAUCGCGAACUGCGGGCGAUGCUGAGCGUGCAGAAGCUUCUGUUCGUCGCGAACGUGUACAACGCCAUAUACUGCGCGUGCCUCGUGAUCCUGAACGUCGUCACCGGGAACGAGCCGAUGUCGUCGUUGCAGGCGUCCAACGAGGCGGAUUACAUCAUCCUUCAGUUUCUCAAAGUCGUCGCGUUCGGCGCGUUUAUCCUCCUCCAAGUCGUGCACGUCUGGAUCCUACGGAACACGAACGCGGAGAACAUGAAAGUCGGCGCCAUCUCAAACUUGCUCCUGUCCCUGUGCGUUGGGUUACACUACUUCCUCCGCGUGUGGCUGCCCGCGAUGCACGGGAUGCCGCCGCGGAACUCGAGCCUGUCGUACCUGCUGUACACGGUGAUUUUCAGCGCGAUGGCGUUGACGUUUUACGUCAAGCCCGAGAAGGGCGAGAGAGCGCAGGCGGCCGCCGCGACCGCCGUCGUCAUCGGCGACGAGGAGGACAAGCAGAUUUAA